This is a messenger RNA of Rhincodon typus (whale shark), 3466 nucleotides long. RefSeq names its product liprin-alpha-3. The coding region runs from base 193 to 3363 and encodes 1056 amino acids. Gene Ontology annotation, biological process: synapse organization. NCBI's taxonomy places the organism in Eukaryota, Metazoa, Chordata, Chondrichthyes, Orectolobiformes, Rhincodontidae. The record is from RefSeq and is a predicted model, not a curated record. Gene Ontology annotation, cellular component: presynaptic active zone. The transcript has 23 exons. Gene Ontology annotation, molecular function: protein binding.
AGGGAGAGAGUGAAAGCUGGAAGCAGGAGAGGGCAAGAGCUGGAAUCCUGGCUUGCAGAUCCGCUCGGCCCGGGUUUGCUGCGUCUCUCUUCCCCCACCCCCGGCCCCUCCGAGAUCUGAUCGCCCCCUCCCUGUGCCGCCAUUGGCUGUCACCGCAUCUCCCAAGCCUUCCAAUGGUCUAACCGGGGCAAGAUGAUGUGCGAAGUGAUGCCGACCAUUAACGAGGACAACCGACGGGGCUCUCAGUAUGGCCCGGAUGACGCCAACUUUGAGCAGCUCAUGGUGAACAUGCUGAACGAGCGCGAGCGGCUACUGGAGAGCCUGCGCGAGGCGCAGGAGAGCUUGGCCGGUGCCCAGUUGCGCCUGCGGGAACUCGGGCAUGAGAAGGAGUCGUUGCAGCGACAGCUCAGCAUCGCACUGCCACAGGAAUUUGCGGUACUGACAAAGGAGCUGAAUCUGUGCCGGGAGCAGUUGCUGGAGCGGGAGGAAGAGAUCGCGGAGCUGAAAGCUGAGAGGAACAACACACGGCUGCUGUUGGAACAUUUGGAGUGCCUGGUAUCGCGCCACGAGCGUUCCCUCAGGAUGACAGUGGUGAAACGUCAAGCCCAGUCUCCUGCUGGCGUCUCUAGUGAGGUCGAGGUGCUCAAGGCCUUGAAAUCACUCUUCGAACACCACAAAGCUUUAGACGAAAAGGUACGGGAGAGGUUGCGAGUUGCUUUGGAGAGAGUCUCGAUACUGGAAGAAGAGCUGGAAACGACAGCCCAGGAUAGGCUGACCAAUGGCACGGCGCUGACUGGCGACGGGGACUCAGAGCUGAUUGAGCGGCAGAGCACCGAGCUUCUCCAGAUGAAGGAGCGCUUGGCCAUGCUGUGCCGCAAGGUGGCGGAGGUGGAGGAGGAGCUGAGCACGGCGCGCAAGGACCUGACCAAAUCCGAGGAGGUGAACGCCAAGCUCCAGCGAGAUUUGAAAGAGGCUUUAGCGCAAAGAGAAGACAUGGAAGAGAGAAUAACGACACUGGAGAAACGCUACCUCAGUGCACAGCGAGAAGCUACGUCGCUUCACGAUGCUAACGAUAAACUGGAGAAUGAGUUGGCCAGUAAAGAGUCCCUCCUCAAGCAGAGUGAGGAGAAGAGCCGGCAGCUCCAGGAAUGGCUGGAUUCCUCCAAACAGAAGCUGCAGCAGACCAUGAGGAAGGCGGAGACUCUGCCAGAGGUGGAGGCCGAGCUGGCCCAGCGAGUGGCUGCUCUGAACAAGGCAGAAGAGAGGCACGGGAAUAUCGAGGAACGGCUGUGCCAACUGGAGACAGAGCUGGAAGAGAAAAACCAGGAACUGCAAAGGGCCCGGCAGCGGGAGAAGAUGAACGACGAGCAUAACAAGCGCCUGUCAGAGACUGUCGACAGGCUCCUCUCUGAAUCCAAUGAGCGGCUACAGCUCCACCUGAAGGAGAGGAUGGCAGCCCUGGAGGAGAAGGAGCAGUUGAUGGCUGAAGUGGAGAGGAUGCAGACGGAACUGGAGCAGUUGAGAGCAAAGACGGGCAUUCGGGAUGCUUACUCGAGGUCACUGCCAGGGAGUGCAUCAGAGCUCAGAUACUCUCACAGUUCCGGCAUUCCUGUGGGCAGCCACAUGGACAUCUAUAGCACCACAGGGGUCCUUCGAAGACCCCACAAAGGACGCUGGGCAGCGCUGAAGGAUGACCCGUCGAAGGUACAGACAUUGAACGAACAGGAGUGGGAACGUGCCCAACAGGCAAAUGUGCUGGCCAAUGUCGCCCAAGCGUUCGAGAGCGACGUGGAUGGCUCGGACAUGGAGGAUGACGACCGCGAGACGAUGUUCAGCUCGGCCGAUGUCCUUUCACCAAGUGGCCAGACUGAUGUCCAGACCCUCGCUCUGAUGCUUCAGGAGCAGUUAGAGGCCAUCAAUAAGGAAAUAAGGAUGAUUCAGGAGGAGAAGGAGACGACUGAACUGAGAGCGGAGGAGAUUGAGAGCCGGGUGGGCAGUGGCACACUGGAGGGGCCGCAGUCCGGUCGGUAUCGCUCGGCCCCCACCCUCCCGCACUCCGUCACUGCCUCGACCCUCGCCAGUCCCUCGCCCCCGAACAGCGGGCACUCCACCCCGAGGCUGACACCGCACAGUCCCGCCCGAGACUCUGAUCGGCUCAGUGUGGGCAAUGCUAACUCCCUGAGCCGGGAGGAUUCCCGAGAGGACAAGCCCACCAUCCAGUGCGAGACGUCCCCCCCUCUGACCCCCCGGGCUGCCCGGUUGGAACGGGUCAGCCAGGCCCUGCAGGCCAGCGCUCUGGAAGACAGUCGGGAGGUCCGCAAUUUGUCAGGCCUGCAGGAUGGUCUUGGGAACAGCAGUAGUAACAGCAGCCAAGACUCCCUCAACAAAGUUCCCAAGAAGAAGAGCAUCAAGUCAUCCAUUGGCCGACUGUUUGGCAAAAAAGAGAAAGGACGAAUUGGGCCUGGUGUCCGGGAGCCUUCCUCACAAGCCGGAACGCCAGACACAGAGACGUCCUCUCAGGACCCCCUAGGACUCUCAAAAUUGGGUGGGCCAGUGGACAAGGACCGAAGAAAUAAGAAAAAGCACGAACUGUUGGAGGAGGCGUGUCGUCAGGGUCUUCCAUUUGCUUCUUGGGAUGGUCCCACUGUCGUAGCAUGGCUGGAGCUGUGGGUCGGGAUGCCCGCGUGGUAUGUGGCAGCUUGUCGCGCCAAUGUGAAGAGUGGAGCCAUCAUGUCAGCUUUGUCCGACACUGAGAUCCAACGCGAGAUUGGAAUCAGCAACCCCCUGCACCGAUUGAAGCUGCGAUUGGCCAUCCAGGAGAUGGUGUCACUAACCAGCCCAUCGGCACCCACCAUCUCUCGAAUGAACACGGGCAACGUGUGGGUAACACAUGAGGAAAUGGAAACCCUGACGACAUCAACAAAGACGAUCUUGGCGUAUGGCGACAUGAACCACGAGUGGGUGGGGAACGAUUGGCUACCCAGUCUCGGACUUCCGCAGUAUCGGAGUUACUUCAUGGAAUCACUGGUCGAUGCCCGCAUGUUGGACCAUCUGACCAAGAAGGAACUUCGAGGCCAACUGAAGAUGGUCGACAGUUUUCACAGAAUCAGUCUCCACUAUGGCAUCAUGUGUCUGAAGCGGCUGAACUACAACAAGAAGGAGCUGGAGAGCAAGCGGGAGGGGAGUCUCAUUCAGCUGAAAGAUUGCGGGACAUGGGGAAACAUCCCCUCUACGUCUGCUUUGCCAUCUUAUAUCUCUCAAUUAGAUUGCUUCUCAUUCUCCUCAGCUCAAGGGAGCAUAGGCCUAAACUGCUCAAUCUUUCCUCAUCAGACAAACCAAUUAUCUCUGGGAUUAAUCUGGUAAAUCUUCUCUGAACUGCCUCCAACACAAUUACAUCCUUUUGUAAAGUAGGGGAAAUGUAUGUAUACUCCAUGUACAGUGGAUUAAAAAGACCUAUGUCUCGACA